Messenger RNA from Leptosomus discolor (cuckoo roller), 366 nucleotides. It is a transcript of the gene PSCA, whose product is annotated as prostate stem cell antigen. The record is from RefSeq and is a predicted model, not a curated record. Gene Ontology annotation, cellular component: plasma membrane. NCBI's taxonomy places the organism in Eukaryota, Metazoa, Chordata, Aves, Leptosomiformes, Leptosomidae.
AUGAAAGCUUUCCUUGUCCUCCUGCUGGGAGCAGUCCUGUGCUUGGACUCAGGUUCUUCUUUGAAGUGUUACAAAUGCAUGACACAGCUGAGCAACUCCAACUGUCAGACGGAAGUAGACUGCAAGGAUACGGAAACAUGCAAGACAGAUGUGAUCAGGGUCUUAGGGGUCUCCAUCAUCAGCAAGGGCUGUGACUCAUCAUGUGAAUCGCUCUAUCAGGACUUCACCAUAGGCAACAGGAAUAUCUCCUGCUGCAGCAGCAACCUCUGCAAUGUCAAUGCAGCGAGCACUGUGAGGUGCAGCUACGGGCUGGCAGCAGGGAUAGCAUCCAGCGUGCUCUUGACCUUCCUGAACAACAGACUGUGA